CGCUAAUUGAGAUUAUACUGGGCAAACAGAUAUGGGUUUCUUGAAAUGGCUGAUCGUUCUAAUAUUCCAAUUCUACGUCACCGUAGCACAACCUAAUUUCACUUUUCAAUCGCCCUGUGAAGGUAAUGUGACAGAGUACCCUCUAAAUGGUACAUACCACACAAACCUUAACACACUUCUCUCCUCUCUUUCACGUAACAUAGACAGUGAUGGCUUCUAUAAUGCUACCGUAGGCCAAGAUCAGAACAGGGUUAGUGCCAUCGCGCAAUGUAGAGCAGAUGUUGAACUACAAACAUGCCGCAGCUGUAUAAAUAAUGCUACUCGCUUGAUUUUAGAGAAAUGUCCUUCCAAGAAAUCAGCCUUUGGCAUUUAUGAUAUGUGUCUCAUAAGAUAUUCAAAUGAGUCCUUCAUAGGCACCAUGUCCACCGACCCCCGAUAUACUUAUUAUUACAACAGGGAUUUCUCGGACCCCAAAUUGUUUUUCAACCAGUAUCUGACACCUGUAUUGACAAGCUUACGAACUCGAGCUUCAGCGGGUGGAAAGCACAAGUUUGCUGCUAAUGUUUUCGAUGCCCCUGAUUUUCAGGAAAUACAUGCACUUGUACAGUGCACAUCCGAUUUAUCAGCUCAAGGCUGCUACGAUUGUUUAAGUGCUGUCUAUUCAAGUUUACCUGACUGUGAAUGUUAUGCAAAGAGAGGAAACUAUCAUUUGAUGCCCAGCUGCGUUGUUCGGUAUGAACCUUACUCAUUCUUCAAUGAAUCAUUAUUGACUGAAGCUCCGCCACCCUUAUUGUCACCUCCGGAGCCAGCCUUAUUGCCACCACCACCAGCAGGAAAGGAUGACAAAACCGCACAAACUGUCAUCAUUAUUCUUGUACCCAUUGUCACAAUUGUUAUUCUUAUUGGUUGUAUUUCUGUUAUCUUGAUGAGGAGGCGAAAGAGGAAGUUGGUGACCAGAAGAGAGAUUGUUGAAGGUCUAUCUAUGGAAGAUGAUAGUAUUGCAGAAUCUUUGCAAUAUGAUUUUUCAGCAAUUAGUGCAGCAACGGAUAACUUCUUAGAUGCUAAUAAGUUGGGGCAAGGUGGAUUUGGUCCUGUGUACAAGGGUAAGCUUCCAAAUGGACAAGAAGUAGCAGUGAAAAGAUUGUCAAUAGAUUCAAGCCAAGGAGAUCUAGAAUUCAAAAACGAGGUCUUAUUGGUGGCCAGGCUUGAACACAGGAAUUUGGUUAGGUUACUCGGAUUUUGCUUUGAUGGAACAGAGAGACUUCUCGUCUAUGAAUUUGUUCCCAAUGCAAGCCUUGACCACUUUUUAUUUGAUCCAGUUAAACGCAGGGAACUGGAUUGGGAAAGGAGAUCCAAAAUCAUUGGAGGCGUUGCUCGGGGGAUCCUUUAUCUUCAUGAGGAUUCUAGGCUUCGGAUCAUUCAUCGUGAUCUCAAAGCUAGUAAUGUUCUACUAGAUGCAGAAAUGAAUCCUAAAAUCGCUGACUUUGGCAUGGCAAGGUUAUUUGCAAUGGAUGAAUCUCAAGGAAUCACAAACAAUAUUGCUGGGACGUAUGGAUAUAUGGCUCCAGAGUAUGCAAUGCAGGGGAAAAUGUCAGUCAAAUCAGAUGUUUUUAGCUUUGGAGUCUUAGUCCUGGAAAUUUUAGGUGGCCAAAGAAACACUUGUUUCAGAAAUGGAGAAUAUGUGGGCAACCUCCUAAGCUACGCUUGGAGGAAUUGGCGCGAAGGAACAACAUCAAAUCUAGUAGAUCCCAUGUUGAGGGGAAGCUCGGGACUGGUUUCUGACAUAACGAGAUGCAUCCACAUAGCCUUAUUGUGCGUUCAGGAAAAUGUUGCUGAUAGACCAACUAUGGCUGCAGUAGUUCUCAUGCUCAGUAGUCUCUCUCUGGCUCUUCCAGUGCCUUCAAAGCCCGGAUAUUAUAUGCAAAUUGAUGUUAGCCCAAAUAUUUCACCUAUUCAAGGAUACAAAUCAAGAGUAAUAUCAGAAUCUAAUCGACCAGACAAAAAUAAAUCAAUUUGCUUAUCAAAAAAUGAGAUGUCCAUAAGUGAGUUAGAUCCAAGAUGAUAGGAGUUGGACAGUUUUUCCCUUUUGUGAAUGUAGUUAAGUAGUAUCUAUUAUAUGUUAUUUCUUCAAACCUUCAUUUGUUUGAAUAUUUUAUUUUAAUAGUUCAAAAUACAUAUUUUUGUCAUUUUAAUGAAAUUUGUUCAUAAUUA
Molecule: messenger RNA, 2211 nt
Organism: Solanum lycopersicum (tomato)
Lineage: Eukaryota; Viridiplantae; Streptophyta; Magnoliopsida; Solanales; Solanaceae
Product: putative cysteine-rich receptor-like protein kinase 20
Biological process (GO): protein phosphorylation
Cellular component (GO): plasma membrane
Molecular function (GO): ATP binding; protein serine/threonine kinase activity
Source: RefSeq, a predicted model, not a curated record